AUGUUAUCUCAGAUUUUCGCCAUCGACAUGGGCCGCCUGAUUGCUGGAGCAGCAAAUCGUGGAGAAUUUGAGGAAAGACUUGUAAUGAUUGUCGAUGAAGUGAAAGAGAGCAAUGGUGAAAUCAUUCUAUUCAUUGAUGAAGUCCACACAUUAGUCGGUGCUGGCGCUGGAAACCAACCCCUGGAUGCUGCUAACAUUUUGAAACCUCCUCUUGCUAGAGGGGAACUAAAGUGCAUUGGAGCUACAACGCUGGAAGAAUACAGGAAGUACAUUGAGAAAGAUCCCGCCUUGAAACGGCGAUUUCAAGUUGUACAAGUGCCUGAGCCUUCCAUUGACGAGACAAUUGAGAUUCUGAAAGGGAUCAAGAGGAAAUUCGAGGUUUAUCAUAACGUCGUAUACCCGGACGAGGCUCUGAUCGCAGCAGCAAAAUUGUCGAAACAAUUCAUCAGUGAUGCUUUCCUGCCUGAUAAGGCAGUUGAUAUCAUGGAUGAAGCAGGAGCAAGAGUUGUGUUAUAUGGUAACAACAAGACUAAUGGAGAAGCUUCUAAUCAGCAAAAUUAUGGUGGCAAUGGAAAUGGUCAGCUUGUUAGUGUUGAAGUUAUCAAACAAGUCAUUUCUUCCAGGACUGGAAUUCCAGUUGAAAAUCUGUCAAGCGACGAAUCCAUUCGCCUUCUUAACAUGGAAAACAUCUUUGCUGAGCAAAUAAUCGGACAAGAUGAUGCGAUCCAAGCAGUUUCUCGCGCGAUUCGCAGAUCAAGGGUCGGCCUAAGUGACCCUGAUCGUCCCAUUGCGACAUUCUUCUUCACAGGUCCAACUGGUGUUGGAAAAACCCAAGUGGCAAAGUUAGUCGCCAAGGAAUAUUUCGGAUCCAAAGAAUCAAUGGUGAGGUUGGACAUGAGCGAAUACAUGGAAAAACAUUCAGUUGCUCGGCUGUUUGGAUCGCCUCCAGGCUACCUCGGCCAUGAUGAUGGUGGGCAAUUAACCGAAUCCGUUCGCAGGAAGCCACAUAGCUUGGUUCUGUUCGACGAAGUAGACAAGGCUCAUGUUCAGGUUUUCGAUGCAUUGCUUCAGAUUCUUGAUGAUGGGAGAUUGACAGAUGGUAAGGGGAGAGUUGUUGAUUUCAAGAACACCAUAAUCAUAAUGACAUCGAAUAUCGGUUUCAACUCCACCUAUAAUCAUGAAACACAAGGAAAUGUGAGAGAAGCAUUGAAGAGGAAAUUCAGGCCUGAGUUUCUUAACAGGCUUGAUGAGAUCAUUGUGUUCCAAGGGCUAGGGAAGACUGAACUGAUGAAGAUUGUGGAUGUAUUGUUGAAGGAAGUUAGUGAAAGGAUUGCGAAAUCGAAGAACAUUAGCCUUCAAUUCAGUAUGACAUUCAAGGAGAAAUUGAUUUCAGAGAGUGGAUGCUAUGAUGCCAAUAAUUAUGGAGCUAGGCCAUUGAGAAGAGCCAUAACAAGAAAUCUUGAAGACCAAUUGGCAGACAAAGUUUUGAAUGGUAGUGUCAAAGAAGGAGAUUCUAUACUAGUUCAAGCUAUUUCAAAUGGUGAUGUUGUUUUCUCUUAG
Oldenlandia corymbosa var. corymbosa is the source of this 1560-nucleotide messenger RNA. NCBI's taxonomy places the organism in Eukaryota, Viridiplantae, Streptophyta, Magnoliopsida, Gentianales, Rubiaceae. The record is from the annotation of a GenBank genome assembly.